Messenger RNA from Lactuca virosa, 2706 nucleotides. NCBI's taxonomy places the organism in Eukaryota, Viridiplantae, Streptophyta, Magnoliopsida, Asterales, Asteraceae. The record is from the annotation of a GenBank genome assembly.
GAAAAAACGAAGCAAGAUUUCACGCGUAAAACGCUGUCGUUCUCAUGUUCAACCCCCUCUCGUUCUCCGUACUCAAAGCCCUCGCCUUUGUCGAACAGAAACUGGUUUUCCCCUACACCCACACCCUUUCUGCCCUAAUCUUCUUCUUCCUUUACACUCCACUUCCAUUUUUAUAUUUUUAUCAAACCCCUCAACCUCUUCACACAAUUUCCCCAAUUUAUAUCUCUUUCCAACUUUUCAAUUUCAACAACCCCUACAAAUUUCGUCGCCUUACUGGAUUUCCUCUCUCUCUACCCCACAAAAAGAGAGGGAAAAGUAGAUACUCGUAUGUUAUGUGAUGAUGAUUUUUAUAUUCAUGAUGUUAUCUCAUUCAAAAUCUGUUUCAGUAAGCAGAUUUUCUUGGUAAAAGUUCCUAUUCAACGCAACCAAUGAUCUCUAAUGUGUAGAUUCUGUAGAUAAUCAUUAUCUUUAGCAUUUCCUCUUCAAGAUCCCCCCACCAUGUCCGACGAGCAACCCUCGUCGCCGAUCCAUUCCGACGACGAAAUCAAGAACAAUAACAAUGCUACAAACGGCAACAACGUUGUAGUGAGGAGAGAAAGGCCGUCACGUGCAUGUACUGCUCGCUCGGCUGCUCGAAUUUACGAGGCUGCAGUUGCGGAAGCAGCGGUUGUGUCCACUGUUCGGAAGCAGAAGCCACGGCGGAGACCUCGGCGAGAAGUGGAGGAGGAGGAAGAAGAAGAGGAAGAGCCACCGCCUUCUCCGCCCAAUCCGUACAGCGACAUCAUUACACCGUUGGUUAGUGAGCCCGAGUCGUCACAGUUGCCGCGGUGGGAGAUUAGGUCUAUGUGGGAGUUGGCCUCAGUUCUUAACUUCUUAAAUGUUUUCAGGCCUCUUUUGAAUAUUAAAGUUGAAUUCUCGGUGGAGGAGCUGGAAACUGCUCUGAUUUCACCGAAUAAUACAUUGGGUGAAGUGCAUAUUCCUUUAUUGAAGGCAAUACCUCCAGUUACUCGAAUGGCAUUAGGACAAAACACUUGGGUUACUGUUCUAUGCCGAAAGCUAAGAGAUUGGUGGCAUUGGGUUUCAGAGGGGGAAUUGCCUAUAGUUGCAACACAUGGAGCCGAAAUCGAUACAUACAACACACUUGAUCCUUGUGUUCGUGUGGUCAUACUAAAAGCCUUAUGUGAUAUUCGUGUCGAGCAAGAUGAUAUUCGAAGCUAUAUAGAUGACUCUAUAAAACAUGGUGUCCCACUUUCUGCAUUUCGUAAAGAGCGUACAGGUGGCGAUUCUCAUGGAGUUUCUUACUGGUAUGAAGAUGAUCCUAUCAUCGGACAGAGGCUGUAUCGUGAAAUUAGAAAAGUCGAGGUGAAGAAAGGGAAGGGCAAAAACGUCCAAUCCAUUCCUUCAUACCAAUGGGAAACCGUUUCAACUAAUUUGGACGAGUUUCAAGACGUUUCUGAGAAACUAUUUUCUAGCAAAAACAGAACGGAAGCUUCACUCGGGAAGAAACUAAAGAAUGACAUGCUUCCCGAGAUUGAGAAGGUGCAGAAGAGGAAAGAGAAACUGCUAAAGAAACAACACAGACAAGCACUUCUCCUGGAUGGUAUGAUUGUGGAUGGACUGGGUCCCGGCCGAUCCCUUCGUGGUAGAAAACAAGUCUCCUACACCUUUGAUGAUUAUGACCGAUCAAUCAACGAGGCCAUCAAGAUAACCAAAAGGAAGCAACCUUCUCCGGAACAUACUGUAAGAAGAGAAGGUUUGAGACACUCACAUGAUGCUUCCCAAAACGGUAGAUGGGGUCCACCCGCAGCCCCUACACAUAAUUCCACAUUUACCCCUCCAUCGCCCGAUUCUCUAAACGAUGUCGGAAGUGAUUCCGAUCAUAAAUCCGAACAACUGGACCGCAGUAACCGGAGGAGAGAGAGGCCUCAACGGUACUCCGCACAUGAGUUUGUUGAAGCGGACAUGGAUACAGAUUAUGAUGAAGAAGACGAUGAUGAUGAUGAUAUAGUUGGUGAAGCUGUGUACGAUGAAGAAUAUUUAAAGAGACGAAAAGAAAGGAGGAAGGUGUCAAGUAGUUCAGAAGGAGAUGAAGAGUAUCGAUGGGAUGGUGAUAAUAAUGAGGAAGAUGAAGAAGAUGAAGAUGAAGGAGACGAUUCUUUAAAUGAAAGUGAAGAAGAAGAAGACAGUGAUGAUGAUAGCCCAAAAAGAUACAAGAAAUUACCCCGGACCAGGCGAGGAACAAAGUUGAGAUCGGUCAAUGAAUCCAAGUCGGGCCCCAGACGCAGCAGACGCUCCACCCGCAACCGUAUCGAUUACAAACAAUACGAGUUUUCCGAUACGGAACCGGAACCGGAAUCAGCAAAGCCGGAGACUUCCGAGAGCUCCGAUAAACACUCGGAAUCCAGCGAAGACAAAUCCGGGUUCUCAAUGGGAAGCAGUGAUGAUAAUGACACUGAAGGUGAGAACAAUGAUCAUGAUCAUGAUCAUGAAGAGAUGAAGAUAGAGGAACAAGAACCCAUGAUUCAAGAACAUGAAAAGAUCCAACACCAACAGGAAGAGGAAGAACCCAUCAAGUUAGAUAGUCCGGUUGAAGAUGAAUUUGAGAAUGGUGCUAGAAAAAGAAGGUUUCUUGAUUUAAAUGAGCUUGCACCAGGUUCUGGUUUUGAAGAUGGUUCCAUUAAGGAUGAUGAUACAGAUAACUUCUAG